This is a messenger RNA of Sugiyamaella lignohabitans, 1731 nucleotides long. RefSeq lists its product as uncharacterized. NCBI's taxonomy places the organism in Eukaryota, Fungi, Ascomycota, Dipodascomycetes, Dipodascales, Trichomonascaceae. The record is from RefSeq and is a predicted model, not a curated record. The coding region runs from base 1 to 1731 and encodes 576 amino acids. The transcript has a single exon.
AUGCCUAGAAUCAAAUUACGGAAGGCCUAUCCAGUGACGACUAUCGCGUUAAUACCGAUUGAGAAGAUCAAAGACCGAUUCUUCUCGAUAUUGGCGUCGAAAUCCAGUAUCCCUGAUUCUUUACUGGCAUUUGUUGAUGAGGGUAUCGCUCUAGGCUGGGCAAACGAGUACGAGGGGGUCAUCCCUUUCAAGCUCACCCUUUGUCGAGUCGCUGUCGCCGUGGUAAGAAAGCAGAAUAUGCCUAUUAAUCAUCUGGUGACGACGAGUACUGAUGUAUUACGAAUCAUGGCUAGUUUAUCUGAUGGCGACAUUGAACUAAUAAAGAAGAUAAAGUUCAAAUCAUUUCCAAGGAAGACACGCCGUAUUCUUGUGAGUGCUCUUGAAAAGGUUAUAUCGACUUCAGAUAUCAAAAGGUACCCCGAUCUGUGGAAGAGGGCAUUUCAUAGUCUUCAUAUCGGCGAAUAUGGAGGCCGAGCCGCGUCAAUUGCAUCCAAAUUUCGUAAUACAAACAACGUCCAUACUCCAGAGACAGCAAUAGCCGAAGCUUUGAAGGGAGGUGUCAUUCAUACCGCAGUUGAGGGACUGGUUCGCCAGCCGUCAGUGUUCGGUCGUACACUCGACAAACUGCUUCGAGACUGCCAAAAUGAAUCUGAUUUUGAUUACGUUCUAGGUGCAUUUUCCAGAGUGGUUUCGUCAGUCGAGACAAAAGUGUUGAUUCAAUUGUUAGGUCAUUUCCAAGGUCGCCUGGAUGACAGUGUCACCACCAGACUUGUAUUUACAAAGGGAAGCAAACCAAAAAUUCUCGAGGCCCCUAAGUUACCGGCCAUAAACCAUAUUUAUGCCACCAAAUUGCUCCAAUUAAUUACAUCAGCAUUGGAAUCUUCAUUCAAGGAGAGAGCACUUCUAGCUUGUUACGAGGUAUAUAUCUCGCGUGAUGUUCACAAUGUGGUAGUACCGUUACAGUUAGCAUCAGCGAAUAACAACAAGCGAACAGUUGCACGGGGAUCUCGUAUCACUCUGGAGGAUGAUGACAAGCCAAUUCUACGACUUUUCAUACACUGGAUUGGGUACGAUAUCGAUUUGAGUGCUGUACUCCUGUCAGGCGACUUGAAAAGAGAGAAAGUUAUCAAUUUCAGCAAUCUUAGGGCCGGCGAUUUUGCAGUACAUUCUGGUGAUAUUACGAGAGCCCCGGGUCCUGAAGGCGCCAGUGAGUUCAUCGACAUCGACAUGGAAAAAGCCAUGAACGCAGGAUUCAGGUAUGUUGUGCUCGAUGUCCGAGUGUAUACAAGUCUGGGAGGCCUGGUUUUCUCAAGUCUUGAGCAGUGCUUUGCGGGAUUCAUGCUAAGAGAAUCUUUAGAGGCCGGCGAAAUUUUCGAGCCAACCACGGUGCGAGCCAAAUUCGACCUGACCUCCGACACAAGAGCCGUAAAUCCAUGCCUUUUCGAUAUGGAGACCAAAGAAGUUGUAUGGAUGGAUGUGACCACACUCCAUGUAUCUGAUCAUGGCAACUCUGUUAGCCACAACGUUCAAGCGGUUUCUAAAGUCGUCCAGUCGUGUCUUGAGAUGUAUAAAACCAAAGUCACCAUCCCGCAACUGAUAAAACUACACGCGGACGCAUCCAACGCCGUAAUCACCACCAACAGACUACACGCCAACUUCACAGUGGGAUUUGGUCCCGAAUUCGACCUCGAUGUGAACGACUUCGCCGACAUCAACUCCCGGUGGGUCUAG